AUGAAUACACCAGGAUCUACUGGCAAGCAGGAAGAAGCUUGGACAGUUAUUUUUAUUACAAGGAUGGAGCAAGACUUCAGGACUGGGGCUAGGGAAGCCCAGUCCAACCCGGCCAGGGUGGAGGACAAAUCAUCCCCAGUGGAGACUGGUGCCCCAGAGCCCUGCACUCAGGGAGCUGAGUACAGCAGCCCCCAGGCUUCCCCUCAAUUAAACAUCCCAGCACCUGCAGAAAUGCGCUUCUCCUUUUGGAGGAGAGGAAAGAGCCUGGUCUGGCAAAAAGGAGGCGGCCCCGGCCAGAGGUCCAGAAAAGAUCUGCAGGCCGGGCAGUCCUGCUGCCCGUGCCUAUGGAAAGGCCUCUGGUUCCUGGGGAAGAAAAACAAGGACCAGGAAAACCUUCCUGAGGGGGACCUGCUGCCUCCCACGCCAAAGAAGACCUGGUGGCCAUGGGGUACAAGAAGGGGAGGGCAGCAUGACCCCAAGGCAGGCCCUCCAGCCAGGUGGCUCUGGCGCUUCUGGAGGAAGAAUGCCGUCCAUCCACAGGUCCCGGAGGCUGAGGAACUUGAGCCAGUCCCAACCCUUGGCUCUGCCUUAUCAGCUGUCUUCAUAAUCGGCAGCUCCCCAGAGACAUCAUACACCAGCUGGACCAGCCAGCCAGGGGAGACCACAAAGAAAAAUCCAGAAGAGCUAGGCCAGAUGUCACAACUGGAUAUCCAGCAUUUGAUAAAAACCUUGAUAACACUGGCAGCAGAGAGAGGUGGGGACAAUGAAGAGGCUGUGAACCAGGAAGAGGAUGCUAUUACUGGAGUCAAAGGCAGAGGGCCGGAAAAGACUGCAAGGGACCAUCACAUCCUUGUCAUGUCCCCUCCAAUUAGACUCUGGGGACAAAAAGGGGAAGGACUAUAAUACUACCAGUAUUUAUAACCUUGUGCCUGGAACUGGCCUCUAAAAUCAGGAACUGUCCCUACCAAUCCUGGACUUAUGG
Alligator sinensis (Chinese alligator) is the source of this 982-nucleotide messenger RNA. RefSeq lists its product as uncharacterized. The transcript has 4 exons. Lineage: Eukaryota; Metazoa; Chordata; Crocodylia; Alligatoridae. The record is from RefSeq and is a predicted model, not a curated record. Bases 1 to 903 code for a protein of 300 amino acids.